Ctenocephalides felis (cat flea) is the source of this 663-nucleotide messenger RNA. RefSeq lists its product as uncharacterized. The transcript has a single exon. Bases 1 to 663 code for a protein of 220 amino acids. The record is from RefSeq and is a predicted model, not a curated record. Lineage: Eukaryota; Metazoa; Arthropoda; Insecta; Siphonaptera; Pulicidae. Gene Ontology annotation, molecular function: nucleic acid binding. Gene Ontology annotation, biological process: DNA integration.
AUGGGCGACUUACCAGUACCGCGCAUAAAAGCCAGUAGAGAUUUCCUAAAUGUCGGCGUAGAUUAUGCAGGCCCCUUCAAUAUUUCCAUGAGUCGUCACAGAGGCGCUCGAACCUACAAGGCUUAUAUAUGCUUGUUCAUCUGUUUAGCCACUAAGGCGAUACAUCUCGAAUUAGCUUCAGAUUUAACAAUCGAUACAUUUUUAGAUUGCUUAAAACGAUUCCUAGCCUGGCGUGGUCCUAUUAAAUGUAUUUACUCCGAUUGUGGAACCAAUUUUAUAGGAGCUAAAAAUACUCUUGAUUCCUUAUUCCUUCUUCUAAAUUCCGAAGAGUAUAAAAAGCGUUUCAAUGAAUUAUUGGUUUUACAUGAUAUUGAAUGGAAAUUUAAUCCACCGUUUGCCCCACAAUUUGGAGGUAUAUGGAAGGCGCAUAUUAAAUCAGUGAAGACCCAUUUGUUUAAAGUUAUAGGGUUGCAAAUUUUAUCCUACGAAGAGUUUAAUACUGUCCUCAAUCAAAUCGAAGCCUUACUAAAUUCAAGACCGUUAUGUUGGCUGAGCAAUGACCCAUCGGAUCCUCAACCUCUUGCGCCUGCGCACUUCUUAAUGCAAGAGCCUCUGUCGGAUUUGCCCGUUGACUAUAAUAAGUUAUUAUUAUUAAUAACUUGA